AUGUCAUUCUUUUUAGGUCAAAUCUAUGAAAAAUUCAGCAAUUUAGAUAAAGAUAUCAGAUUCAUGGCCACCCAUGAUCUCUGUAAUGAAUUAGAGAAAGAAAAUUUUAAGUUGGACCCAAUGUAUGAUGGCAAAAUUGUUACUAAAUUAUUAGCCCUUACUGGUGAUUCUGCAAAUAAUGUUCAAGAAAAUGUUGUAAAAUGUUUAGGUUUAUUAAUUAAAAGAGUUAAAGAUACACAAGCUACAGAAAUUAUUGAAUCAUUAUCAAAAAAUAUUUUAGAAGAGUCAUCAAAAGAAGAUUUAGUAGAAAUCUCAUCUAUUGGUUUAAAAACUAUUAUUGCCAAUUUACCAGCAGAAGGCAACCAAAUUUCAGGUUUAGUUAUUAAAAUUUUAACACCAAAGUUAUUAAAUGGUAUUGAUAGUGCAAAAUUAAAUGAUAAAAAUGAAAUUAAAAUGUCAUGUUUGGAUAUUUUAAAUGAUUUAUUACAAAAAUAUGGUUCUUUUAUGGUUCAAGAUUUAGAGACUAUUCAAAAAGUUGUUUUACCAAAAUUAACAGCAACUAGACCAGCUAUUAGAAAGCGUGCAAUUUUAUGUUUAGCCAAUAUAGCCGCUUCAUCAACAGAUGCUCUUUUCAACAAUCUUAUGGAGUUUAUUAUUAAAUCAAUUGAAGAUACCAAAAAACCAGAAGUUAGAUUCAACGCCGAUCAUAUUGGUACUUUAAUUCAAGCCAUUGGUGCCAUUUGUAAGUCAAGUGGUUAUCGUUUAGGAAAAUACCUUCCAAAAUUAAUGCCAUUUAUUAUUGACUAUUGCAACAUUGCCUCAGAACAACAUGAAGAACUUAGAGAGAAUUGUUUACUCUGCUUUGAAGCCAUCAUUGAAAAAUGCCAAAAAGAUGUUACACCAUAUUUAGAAGAAAUUAUUACUCUCUCAGUUAAAUACAUCAAAUACGAUCCAAACUAUUCUGAUGAUGGUGACGAUGAAGAAGAAGAAGAAAUGCAAACUGAUGAAGAUGAAGAAGAAGAGGAAGAAGAAGAAGAGGAUUUAAGUGAUGAUGACGAUAUUACUUGGAAGAUUCGUCGUUCCUCAUGUAAAACAUUAUGUGCCAUCAUUUCAACUCGUCCAGAAUUAAUUUUAACUUUAUUUGAAAAAGUUGCUCCAAUUCUCUACAGUCGUUUCAAAGAACGUGAAGAAAAUGUUCGUCUUGAUAUUUUUACAACCUAUGUAUUACUCUUAAAACAAUUAAAUAAGAAAUUAGUUAAUCCAAAAGCCAAAGAAGUCCUCGAAUCUCAAGUUCCCAAAUUAGUUCAAUCAAUUAGCAAAUCAUUAGUUGAUAAAUCAAUUAGAAUUCGUGUUGGUGCCAUUGCUUUACUCAAAGAAUUGGUUUUAGUUAUUCCAGGUUCAUUAACUAAUCAAAUUAAUCAACUUGUUAGUGGAAUUAAUUUAUCAUUGGGCGAAAAGAACACCAAUUCAAAUUUAAAAAUCGAAGCUUUAGUUUUAUUAAAACUUUUACUCACCAACCACCCAGCAGAAUCAUUUGAAUCACACGUUUCCUCAUUAAGCGGUCAAAUUGUUAAAUGUAUCAAUGAUAGCUACUAUCGUAUUGCAUCAGAAUCUCUUCGUGUUUGUCAAGAAUUUGUUGUAGCUUUAGGUAAAAUCCGUCAAAAUGUUGAUAGUUGCAAUAAAAUUAUUCAAUCAUUAUACAAUGCUACCUUUACUCAAUUAAAGGCUCAAGAUAUUGACCAAGAAGUUAAAGAAAGUGCCAUCUCUUGUACUGGUACAAUUAUUGCUUUAUUUGGCGAUCUCAUCCAAAAUGAAAUUCAACCAUGUCUUUCAAUUCUUUUGGAUCGUCUUGAUAAUGAAAUUACAAGAGCAGUCACUGUUAAAGUUUUAUCUCGUAUUGUUAAUAGCUCAAUCAAAAUUGAUCUCUCUUCAAUUCUUCCAAAAUCAAUUGAAUUACUCUCAACAUUCCUUAGAAAGAACAAUCGUGUUCUCAAACAAUCAUCAUUAGUUGCUCUUAAUGAUAUUGUUAAAACUAUUCCAAACGCUCUUCCAAUUUCCUUACUUCCAAAUAUUCUCAAUGAAAUUUCAUCAUUAAUUAACGAAUCAGAUCUUCAAAUUACCCAUUUAGCAUUUGUUUUCAUCCAAAAUCUCUUAAAAUCAAACUGUGAAAAAGAAGCAGCUCCAUUAGUCAAUGAUAAAUGCAUUCCACCAACUCUUGUUUUACUUAAGAGUUCACUUUUACAAGGUGUUGCUCUUGAAUCACUUUUAAAUCUCUUUGGUACUAUUGUUCAACUUAACCAACCAGGUAUGACAUUCGAUGACCUUUUAACUCUUUUAUUCAAUACUGCUGCUGAUAUCAAACAACCAGUUACUCGUCAAUCAUUCAAUUCAAUUUCUCAAUGUAUUGCUGUAAUUACCGUUAAUACUACAGCCGAAAAGAGAAAGAGUACCAUUCACAACCUCAUCUGUAAUUUAUCUUCAGUUAAUGAGCCAUUAGUUUUACUUUCACUUGGUUGUCUCGGUGAAAUUGGUCGUCGUGUUGAUAUUCACGAAAAUGCCAAUCUUCAAGAACAAGUUUACAAAACAUUUGAAGCCAAUAAUGAAGAAAUUAAACAAGUCGCUGCUCUUUGCCUUGGUGAUAUCGCCGUUUGUAGUUUAGCCACCUAUCUUCCAUUCAUUUUAGAACAAAUUAAAAACCAACCAAAGAAACAAUACCUUUUACUCCAUUCACUUCGUGAAACCAUCGUUAAAUUAAGUCAUAGCGAAACUGGUAUUAAAGCAAUUCACCCAUAUAUUCAACAAAUUCUCCCAAUCCUCUUUGACAAUUGUGUCAACGAAGAAGAAGGUACUCGUAACCUUGUUGCUGAAUGUUUAGGUAAACUUUCAAUGCUCGAACCAACUGAUAUCAUUCCAAAAUUAGUAGAAAAGAUUACCUCAUCAUCACCAUUAGAACGUUCAACCAUUGUCACAUCCAUUAAAUUCUCAAUCAUGGAAAAUAAAGCUACCGUCGAUAAAUUCCUUGCUCCACAAAUUCCACAAUUCUUUGUUUUAUUAAAUGACAAUGAUUUAGUCGUUAAACGUUCAGCACUUUUAUCACUUAACUAUAUCGCUCACAAUAGACCAACUCUCAUCCGUGAAAAUCUCACCACCUAUCUUCCAAUCUUGUACAACAAUGCUAAAAUUAAACCAGAACUUAUUCGUGAAGUUGAUCUUGGUCCAUUCAAACAUAAAGUUGAUGACGGUAUUGAAAUCAGAAAGACUGCUUUCGAAUGUAUGUAUACUCUUCUCGAUACUUCAGCUGAUAAAAUCGACGUACCACCAUUUAUUGCCUCAUUAUGCGAUGGUCUCAAAGAUACCCAAUACGAUAUCAAACUUUUAUGUCAUUUAAUGAUCAUCCGUUUAGCUAAUGUAAAUGGUUCAUCUCUCCUCGAAAACAUCACCACACUCUUGGAUCCACUCAAAGUUAUCCUUACCACUAAAGUUAGUGAAACCGCUGUCAAACAACAAGUUGAACGUAAUGAAGAAUGUAUUCGUUCAGCUUUACGUGCCGUAGUUGCUAUCUCAAGAAUUCCAAAUAGCGAAUCCAUCGUUAAAUUUGAAGAUUUUGUUAAAACUGUUAUCCGUUCAACAAACUUAUAUUUACAAUAUAAUGCUAUUCUUUCCGAAGAUAAUACCAAUCAAGACUCAAUGGACACAUCAAACUAA
Molecule: messenger RNA, 3705 nt
Organism: Dictyostelium purpureum
Lineage: Eukaryota; Evosea; Eumycetozoa; Dictyosteliales; Dictyosteliaceae
Exons: 3
Coding region: 1-3705 (1234 amino acids)
Biological process (GO): protein ubiquitination; SCF complex assembly
Cellular component (GO): nucleus
Source: RefSeq, a predicted model, not a curated record